This is a messenger RNA of Orbicella faveolata, 2698 nucleotides long. RefSeq lists its product as uncharacterized. Gene Ontology annotation, cellular component: nucleus; cytoplasm. NCBI's taxonomy places the organism in Eukaryota, Metazoa, Cnidaria, Anthozoa, Scleractinia, Merulinidae. Gene Ontology annotation, biological process: protein dephosphorylation. Gene Ontology annotation, molecular function: non-membrane spanning protein tyrosine phosphatase activity. The record is from RefSeq and is a predicted model, not a curated record.
CUUAAAGCAGAUCGAGGUCAAUAUCCAGUGAUCUUGACCGAGAUAACGAGCGUGAUCAUUUAAGGCCAGGUUAUUAUUUGUCGUACAGGACACCAAUUUCUUGCGGGAUAAAGCGGGUAAUCCCGGCCGCAGCCAAGCACUAUCUUGCUUCGCAGCACAAGGGUUUCCUUGUACUUGGUCCAGGUUAGGCCCCUGUUGGCCUGUCUUUAGGUACCACUUCCGGCCACGCGAUAUGAUUGAAACACACCCCCAGAAAAAAAUAUAAACAACUUUGCAAGUUUGGACACGCGAAUUAGUCACCAGGCUCUCUCUUAUAGUGACUAUGUGUUUUUCCUUCUAUUUCUUGAGAAAGGGUCAAAUUUGUCAACACGAAAACCUUUCCUCAAGGCCAUUUUUCCCGGAAGAGAAAUUAGCACGCGUUGUUUAUUUACCAUCUGCAUAAGGAAGUUGUUGUGUUGAUAUGACUUCCGGUUGAGCGAUCGAAUUGUGGGUAACAACGCAGGCGCUCUUGCAUAAGGAGACAGAACCGGCUGUGAUGGAACUUUGGUUUUGUUCGUCCAGUGGAACAACUUUCAACUCGUGACAUUUGAAGAUUUCACGACGGUGAAGUGACGAUGUACGCAAAAUAUUGAUCAGCUAAGCUCAUUUUGUGAUCACAAUGACUUCUCCGAGUAUACCAGAGGGUCUUCAAGCUUUCCUUCGUCAUGCUCAGGGUUUGCAUCCCGCCAAUAACCCUCGUCGAGAAAAUGGGUUUUCCAAAGAAUUUCAGCAAUUAAAAGAUAUGUCCUCCAAGUUAAAAAGAAAUCCAGAAUAUGUUACGCAUCAUGGAGAACUUGAGUACAAUCGGCCUAAAAACCGAUACAAAGACAUUAUGCCUUUUGAUCAUAAUCGUAUUAUCCUGCCAACAUUGGCUGGAGUACCAGGAUCUGAUUAUAUCAAUGGAAAUUAUGUCAAGGGGCCAGAUGGUGAAACGGCAUAUUUAGCACUUCAGGGACCUCUACCAAGGACUGUGGAUGACUUCUGGAGAUUAAUAGCCUCCCACAGGUGUCAGAUUGUGAUAAUGGUAUGCAGAGAAAUUGAGAUGGGAAAGCUGAAAUGUAAGCGGUAUUGGCCGGAAAACAAAGAUGACAUACUGACCUUUGCUGGUUUGGAAAUAUCUUUGAUCGAUGAGAACAAUCUUGCUGAAGGAUUUGUCAUGAGAACAAUGUGUAUGAAGUCUGGUGAGGAGCAAAUGACUGUGACACAGUUACAGUACACAGCCUGGCCUGAUCAUGAUGUCCCGCGGUCUGCAGCACCACUUAUCGAAUUAAACAGAACACUCAGGGCUGCACAAGGAAAUAGAAAACAAGUUGUUCUUAUCCAUUGCAGUGCUGGAUGUGGUAGAACAGGGACAAUUAUUGCGGUGGACUAUGCCUGGACUCUGUUAAAAAUGAAAAAGACUGAUAAUUUUAGUGUGUAUGACAUAGUCGCAGACCUUAGAAGACAGAGAAUGGCUAUGGUUCAGACCAAGGAGCAGUAUGCACUAGUGUACAAAGCUGUAACGCAACUUGUUCAAGAAGAACUAGACAAAGAGAAGAUCAAGUCACACACAUAUGUCAAUGUGGAAAUACCCGAGGCAUCUCAAUCACCAGCUGGGCGAGAAGACUACGAGAACUGUGAGUUUGCACAGAGUGUCAGUCGAUGGAAACAAAGUGACCUUCAAAAUGGAUCAGUUCCUAGGGCGCCAGCACCAUUACCUGCACAAAAGCAGUCAAAAACAAAGUCCAAACCACAAUUACCAAAUAAACCACCCUUGGCACGGUCACAACCGGAUGGGGCUGCGGUGGUACAGCCAAAUGCACCAAUACAGCAUGACUAUGUGAAUCUUGAAUAUAACACAGCAGUGACUAAAAACAAACCUGCAUCUCCAGUGAGGGAUGAUGGUGCAGUCUCGACCCAACUUUUGCAACCAGCAAAGAGUAAUGCGUCAAAUCUGAAUUUAAAUGAAGUGAAAGCAGGCAAUCAAAAUUCUAAAGCCAUGCGACAAAAGAGUCCAGCAACCCCUGAUUAUGAGGUGGUGCCUAAGAAACUGUCGACGCCAGCUGUAUCCAAUUCAAGAAAUGCUAAAGCUCCUCAAGGGAAUAAAGCUGUUUCCACUGAUUAUGAGUUUCCGUCAGUGUGUGCUCCACGGGUUAACAAGGAACAAGCUAAACAUGUCCCUGAAGGUAAAGUGUUAUUACAGCUUUUCAUGUUACAGAGCUAUACCUCAACGUCAAGUGAGGAAGGAAAUACUCCUCCAGCAAUCCCGAAGAAGACAAACGAAGCCUUUCUCGUCCCAGGCGAGGAACCUUAUGAACAUAUUCAACAAACAAAUAGAGGCACCCUGGACCGGUUCAGGAAAAUGAUGAAAAACACGUCAAAGAGUAACCUUCCAAAACGUUUGUCUGAUGGCUCACAACCUCAUGGACUUUUGCGAAGUAACAGCUCAGGAACUGGUAAGGAGUUUUGCCAGUAUUUCAUAAGACCAUAGGCAUGCAAUGUGUGCAAAAAUAUAGCUGAUAAUGCAUCUACACAAUCUCUUAUUUGUAAAUGAUGGUACAAAAACUGUAGCAAUUUAGUACGUAGAUGAUUGGACGUUGAGAGGAACUUUUAAGGAUCCUUUUCCAUAGUUUUUCUCAACGGUUAUUGAAAACUAGUGGACAUAUCUUUGAAAUAAGGA